Messenger RNA from Dalotia coriaria, 1520 nucleotides. Its product is annotated as lysophosphatidylserine lipase ABHD12-like. Gene Ontology annotation, biological process: phosphatidylserine catabolic process; monoacylglycerol catabolic process. The record is from RefSeq and is a predicted model, not a curated record. The transcript is spliced from 7 exons. Bases 229 to 1401 code for a protein of 390 amino acids. Gene Ontology annotation, cellular component: endoplasmic reticulum membrane. Gene Ontology annotation, molecular function: phosphatidylcholine lysophospholipase A1 activity; monoacylglycerol lipase activity. NCBI's taxonomy places the organism in Eukaryota, Metazoa, Arthropoda, Insecta, Coleoptera, Staphylinidae.
AAUUUCGUUCAGUUGCGUUCAGUUUUAUAGUGUGUGCGGUCGACCGGUGUACGCCGGCUCACAAAUUGAAACGCACAAUCACCUCUAGCUACAAAACUUGUGUAAUAAUAAUAACAAAUAGAAAAAGACGAGAAAUCUGCUUACAUAAGCAUAACAGUAAUUUUGUGCGAGUGUGUACUCCGCUCAUUAUUCUCAGUGCAACAAUAACAAUAUUCAUUUUAAAUCACAAUGAAGUGCUGUAAAAAAAUGUAUCGGCGAAGCGAUUAUGAUUCAGAUUCUGAAUCAGGGCCUGGAUAUUAUAAACCCCAAGAAAAAGCCAAGCGUUCGUGUAUGUGUAAAGUUUUAAUUUGGACCACUGCUAUUCUUGUUUUUUAUUUUUGUAGUUUUUCAUUAUUGCUGUUGGCCUUCCUCGUCAUAUGGGUUAUAUUUCCGUUGGUUUUCAUGAACACCAUCAGCCUACAGAGAACUCUCAUGUUUCCGAACUUUGAUCAACCAGAAAACCCUCAAUACGAAUCAUAUAAAUUGUAUGGCGCGAAAGGAGUGAAAAACAGAUACAUAACAGUCAAAGAUUUGUAUAAUGAAACCGAUGGAGUGUCACUUGGUGUGUGGCAAGUUUUACCUGCAGACCGUAUCAAUGCUACCGAUUUCGAUUCUGAACUUCGCAACAGCGAAAAGCCGAUUUGUAUUUACUUCCAUGGUAACAGUGGUACGCGCAUCUAUCCAUAUCCGAUGUAUCAGAAACUUCGAGAGUUCUUCCAUGUCCUUGCUGUUGAUUAUCGCAGCUACGGAGACUCCACGGAAGCGUUACUAACUGAAAAGGCAGUUGUCAAUGACUUGGUGCAGUUUUAUUACAAAGUGCUCGAGCUUACAAACCAAAGAGAAGUGUUCUUUUGGGCACAUUCGUUGGGCACGGCCCUGUCAACACACACAUUACGUAAAAUCACUGAGGGACACAGUAGUGCUCCUGAUAGACGACUUCCGAGGGCGCUGAUGCUUGAAGCGCCAUUCACCACCAUGAGAGAGGAGAUUGAAUAUCAUCCAAUUGGAAAGUUAUUUGCAUGGUUACCAUGGUUUGAUGCGACAAUCCGUGACCCGCUUGAAGAAAAUGGCUUCCACUUUUGGACAACCACGAAUAUCCUGAGUGUAAAUUGUCCAAUUAUGAUCGUCCACGCAAAGGACGACAGCAUCAUUCCAUACACAUUAGGAGAAAAACUAGCGCGCAUAGCAAUGACAGAGAGAGAUCCAGUGAAGCAAGGCGAGGUCACCAUACAUAUCAUUCCCGAAAGUGCUCGCUGUGACCACAUGGAUAUCAAUAAAUAUAUCGAGCUUCCAAAGUUUAUUUCAAACUUUUUGAAGGACGUUGAUGAAUGGUACAACAAGCGUACCGGCCUUAAAACGUAGGGUGAGGGGAGUUGGUGGUCCUAAAAGCGUACGACUGUGUUAUUUAUUUACCAAUCACUAAGUACUGAGUACAAAUAUGUUUUUAUAUAAAGUUAUUGAAAAUAUAUAGUAAUAAUUUA